AUGACGAAUGACCGUCACCGAACGCCGUUCUCAGAACGAGACAAUCUGGCGUCGCGCGCUUCUGAAGGCUGUGGGAGUUGUAAAUAACUCUAUAUAUAUGCCGAACCUUGACGAACAUAAAACUCUAAGCGAAUCAUGUGAAGUUGUUAACAGAGUAAACACAUUUUUUUCGGAUUUUGAUAGUUAAACUAUACAACUGUUUUUUGUGUUUAAUGUUAAUAGUUAACAAACAACAAGAGCGGAACGGGUUUGUUGACAUGAUAUAACAUAAUAUUGUGCGAUCGUAUGGUUAGCAUGUUACAAAAUUAUAUCAUUACGAUAUAAAUUAAUAUUACAGCAUAAAGAUCAGAAAUGAAGGUGUACGACAGUGAUAAUAUAUUAAAACCUAUGAAAAUAGUAGUAAACAUACAAUAAUUUCGAAAAAUCAACACUUUAAUACUUUAAACCAAAGCAUACUAGUAGCUUAAACACCUUUUUAUACACUUAAAAACAAAGUUGUACACUUAAAGACAACUAUUAGCUUGUCUCAAAAAGAAUAGCCAAUUUUUUCGUACAAAUCAAGGUUCAAAUCGGCCAUUCUUUUUGGAACAACCUAAUACAUCCGCUUUGAGGAAGUAGAUGUCGCAACCCAACGAUAAGUCUAUUUAUCUCCAAAAGAAAACGAACGGUAGCGGUUUGAUCCGACUUCUUUAACGGUCAAAUGACUGCGUCCGAUUUACUUUGAAAACAUAACUUGUUUUCUCACCUAACACAAGCAUUUUUAUAAGCAUAGGAAAACAACCGCGACAAUUUUUGAGUUCUGGUAAUUCGAAGAAAUAACAAUUACUCAUCGCAUUACAACUAACUAUAAUUAAUGGCCGAAAAGUUAUGAUGAACGGAGGGAAACUGUGUAAAAUAUGAUGAGCUGUCCACAUUUUUGGAAUUCCAAUGUAAGGCAAACGUAAAGAAGUUUUGUUAAGGUAGGCUUGAAAGUUAAUCUCGCGAAAAUCUAGAUCAAACAAUUAAGUUUUGAAUUUCCCGCCAAAUUGGCAUUGUGUUUUAAGCGGAUAACUUUGUCAUUUUUUGACUGUCAGUCAUUUUUCUUCGGUGUACCAGUAGAAAAUCUUUAAAUGAACCUACGUUUUUAAAUUUGUAAACGUAGCUUGUCUCGAAAGUAGAAAAAGUAGCUUGAAACACAAUGCCAAAUGUUGGCGGAAAAUCAAAAAUUUCAAUUUUAAAACCCAGGCGCGAGCUAAAAUUUUUUAUAGAUAUUAUUGGUGGUGCAAAGAAUUUAUAUAAAAACUUUGAGCUGAUUGUGAGGGUGACUUUAAUUUUAACGUUAUAUGCACUAUAUCAAGGUGCUUAAAUUAGACUGACAAUGAAGCGUACUAUCUGAGUUAGAAAGGUCAAAAACUUAAAUGCUUCUCCACAAAGCAAAAUAAUUUUAUCAAUAUAAUGAAUAUCAACAUCAAUUUGUUGCAAAAGCUACAACAAUAAAGAUAAAAAUAGCUACCAUAACGUAGACCUUGUUAAGAGUGCUUGCAACUUACUGGUACCGGUCAAGCAGAUAACAACACUCAUAAACCAAUUCGGACGGGGUGGUCGCGGCAAUAAAAACUGUUUUACAAGUGUUUCGAGCAGCGUUUUAUGGCCGUUCUAACUUUGAAACAUUCUUUGCACUUUUAAAUUUUGAAAUUUAGAAGGGUUAGUGUAAUUUGCACUUUUAAAAUUUGGGUUUAAUUAAUAUAAGAAAAUUGAUAUAAAUUUUGAAAAAAAAUUUAUACCAAACCCAAAAACUUUGUUUCCAGACCACAAACGCCUUGAACAAACCCUCGAUUCGUGCCAGUUAUGCCUGGAGUCGCAUUGCAUCGACAAGCUAACGAUUGUGGCCGUGGGCUUCAAGGUAAGAUUCCAGAAUUAAUUGGUCAUUAACUUCAACUCAAGGUUAACCAAUUCUUUUACAAAUUCGAAAGGAAUUACAGUGUAAUGCAAGAAAUAAUGAGUAGCAAAGGUUUGUAACUAAUAUGGCUGUUAGUUCCGGGUUUUUGAAUUGGUUUUUGAUAAGAGAUUUAUAUAGAAUGAAAGAGCAUGAAAAGUUAUCAAGAAAAUCAUUUUCACAAACUGCUAAAUGACUUUGGCUAGCGAUGAAAAUACGUAUAUUACUAAUAAGUAUAUCUUUGUAGACAUGAGCAACGGGCCGGGCCUGAGCAAAAUCGAAAACGGGCCGGGCUUGAAAAUUGGGCCCGGGCCCGAAAAAAAAUUUUUUUAAUUUUUUAAAAUUUUUUAUUUCAAUUCCCGUUUAUGUUUUUCGAUUUUAUUGGAUUCUAUGAUCUAUAAAUGACCUAAAAAAACAAUUUAAAGCCAAAUUUCCGUUUAGUUUUUGUUUUAAAAUUUUUUAAAACGGGCCGGGCCUAGAAUUUUUCUGAUCGGGCCGGGCCGGGCCUGACCAAAAUCAAAAACGGGCCGGGCCUGACCAAAAUCAAAAACGGGCCGGGCCUGAAAUCUAGGCCCGGCCCGUUGCUCAUGUCUAUAUCUUUGAGAUCGAAAAGUAAGUUUUUUAGUAAAUUUUAAAAGUAACUAAAAGCAUAAAAUACGAUUAUAAAUAUUUCCUUUUGUUCGGCUAGCCAAAACGUCUUGUCAAAAUGGCAAAACGCCAAAGUGAAAUCGGCGGGAUUUGAACUUCUUCUGCACGCCAAACUAACCUAUUAACCUUUCGGCCACGUUGGAUUGACGUCUUAAUUCUAAGUUUUGUUUGUUCACAUAAUUCUGUGCUCAUAAUUCUUCAAAUUUGCUGUGAUAUGUGACGCAGAAUUAUGUAAGAAACCUCUUAAUUUUUUUUACUUCUGACGUUUCGCUAGCCAGGAUUGUUUAGUAGUUUUUGAAAAUGGUUUUCUGGGUAACUUUUCAUGCUCUUUCUUCCCAUAUAGGUCUCUCUUUAGAAACCGGAGGAAAACUUUGUGCCUCCGUUGUGCAUUUUUUAAAAUUUAAGAUAAUUUUUAUGUCAAAAUUUUUAAAAAAAUUUUUGUUGAAAAAAGUCUUUGCACCGUGCAGUUGAAACUUUGCACUAUGCUGUUCUCAUUAAUCUUUUUGUAAUGACAAUUUUACGUUGUUAUUGCAAACGUCAUACAAUGUUGUUAUUGUUCUCGAUAACAAACUUGCUCGUUAUUACCGUGCGGCGCCGUUCCGUCUUCUUCGCUGCACAUUCUUUUGCAUUACAAUUCGAACAUAAAAACCGUGAAAUCUGAAGGUUGUGGCGAUACCGUCAAUCAGCCUUUUUGUCAAUCAAAAAAAUAUUCGGCGACUGAUAUGGCGACGAGUACUUUUUCGGUGUAAAAGCAUUAUUAAUUUGGAUUACAAUAUAAUCUUUGAAGAGAUAAAAGUGUAGAUGUGUUAUCGAAGGUCAGAAAUGCAGUUUCAAGAGUAUGUAAUAGACAAUUAGAAUACUCUUAAUUGAAAAAAGAAGAUGAAAGUUGGAAAAGUCGAAGAAAAUUUAUUUUACAGUGGUCUCUAUAUAUAGUGAACCAUCUGUACAAGCAACUUUCUUUAUAGUAAACAAGAAAUUUGGCCCGGCAAAGUCAAUUUGCACUACAAAUUACUUUGUAAUGACAACAUCCUUUAUAGUAAACCCAAUAAGGUUCUUUUGGGUUGCUUAUAUAAAGAGAUUACUGUAAUACUAAAGACUAAAGAGCUUAAUUUUAGCUUUCGUAAAGAAAGUUAUUGCUAUUUUUAAGCUUGUAAAGAAAGUUCUUGUCAUUUUCUGUUUUGUAAAGAAAGUUCUUGUCAUUUUCUGUUUUGUAAAGAAAGUUCUUGCCAUUUUCUGUUUUGUAAAGAAAGUUUUUGCCAUUUUCUGUUUUGUAAAGAAAGUUCUUGCUACUUUUAUAAACCAUUUUUUCGAAAAUAAUUUUUUAAAUUUUUUUUGCAAAAGAUGCGCUCCAAGUUGUAGACUUGACAUAAAAAUAGAAGUCACAUGAUGUUAAAGUGUAAUCGGCGAUAUAUUGCUGAACAUUUCAAAUUUGACAAAGAUAGAUAUCGUUAACAGAUUUGACGUCCUUUUGAUCACUCUCUUUCAAACGUGUUAACAGAUUUGAUUUAUAAACCUACUGUAAGUGUGGAAUGUAGAAUUGAUUGACAUCUAAUAGGUCAUAAGCUUGCUACUUGGUUUCUAAUUUUUUGGGGUUUUAGGCUUUUAAACGCAAGAACUUUCUUUACAAAACAGAAAAUGGCAAGAACUUUUUUUUACAGUAUGAAGAAUGGCAAGAACUUUCUCUACAAAAUAUAAAGUUGCAAGAACUUUCUUUCCAAAGCAAAAAAUGGCAAGAACUUUCUUUACAAAACAUAAAGUUGCAAGAACUUUCUUCACAAAGUUAGAAAUGGCAAGAACUUUCUUUAAAAAAGGUAAAAUAGCAAAAACUUUCUUUACAAGACGAUAAAUGGCAAGGAAUUUCUUUAAAAAACAGAAAAUGACAAGAACUUUCUUUACAAACUGUAAAAUGACAAAAACUUUCUUUACAAAAAAUUGGGGUCAGGGACAGUUAGGAGUGAAAAACGGGCCGGGUUAAAUAGCAAAGUCCGGUCUUACUUUUCAAGCUGUGCUCCUAUCAACUUUUGCUCAAGGCAGGAUCGGCCUGAUCGCAGUGCUAGUUCGGGCCUACACGGCACGUUUCAUAGGCCCGGUGGGAUCCCUUUCAGUCUACCUUUAUACCUUUUCUAUGCUCUUUCUUGAGCCUACAUGUCAUUUUUAAACUUAUGCUACAUAUAAUUUCAGACCUACCUAGCAGUAGUGCCAUGGAAAGGCCUAGACCAAUUCCAUUGUCGUAUCAUACCAUCGGAACACUACUCAUCACAAGUUACUGUAGAUGAAGAUGUAUUCGCUGAGCUGAGACUAUGGAGGAAAGGAUUGGUAGCCAUGUUCAAGGAUCAAGAUGACGAAGAUUGUGUAUUCAUUGAAACGGCCAAAAACGUCAAAAACACUAUUCAUAUGGCUAUUGAAUGCGUACCAUUACCAAGAGAGUCGGGCGAUCUGGCACCAAUUUACUUCAAGGUAAGGGGGUUUGAAAUUGUGCGGCUUUGGUACUGUUUGAGGUGUUUUGGAACUGUUACAAGUUUUUUGGUACUUUUUCCCGAAUUUUAUGGUACCAUAGAGGAAUUUAGUACUAUUUGGAAUUUUUUAGUACUACUAAAAUAUUUUUGGUACUUGUUACGGUGCUUUUUUGAGCUGUACUACUAAAACUUCUUUGGUACUAUAUAUUAAACGUUUCGGAACUUUUUGAAAUUUUUUGGUACUGUUUUGAACUCUUGUAGUAUUUUUUGAUAAUCUUGGUACGAAUGAAGAUUUUCGGUACUAUUUUCAAAUUUAUUUACGGUGCUUUUUGAAAGUGUACUACUAGAACGUUUUUAGUACUAUAUGAACCCUUUUGGUACUGUUUUGGACUAUUGUAGUACAUUUUCAAUCAUUUUGUUACUAUUGAAAAUUUUUGGUACUAUAUGGAAUCUUUUGGUACUGAAUAAACCUUUUUUGUACUGUUUGAGCUUUUACAGUACUAUUUGAACGUUUUUGGUACUGUCGAAAUUUUAUAAUACUGUCUGAAGUUACGUGAUACCUUUUAAUGUUUUAGUACUUGUUUUGGAAUAAUUAGUACGACUUAUAAUUUGUACACCUUUUAAAAAUUUUGAUACUUCUUGAAAAGUUUAGAACGGUUAUGAUUUUUGUAAAAUACGUUUUUUAAAUGAAUAAUGGUUUUAAAUAUAUCUUCAGCAAUCCCUAGAACAAGCCGGCGAACGGUGGGGUACUCAUCGCAAAAUAAUCGACCUGUCGACAACCAAAGAGAAAUCCGUCAGAAAAGCAAUUCCACCUGGAUUUUCAUAUUUCUCAAUCGACUUCGGCCUACAACCAGGAUAUGCACAUGUUAUAGAAAGUGAAGAGAGCUUCCCGGCUCAUUUUGCACAGGUAAUGAUAGAAUGGCAAGAACUUUUUUUACAAAACUGAAAAUGGCUAGAACAUUCUUUAAAUAAAUUAAAAUGGUAAUAACUUUCUUUACAAAACAAAAUUGCAAGAUCUUUCUUUACAAAACAAAAAAUAGCAAGGACUUUCUUUACAGAACAAAAAAACGGAAAGAACUUUGUUUACAGGGAUUAAAAUAACAAGAACUUUCUUUACAAAACAAAGAACUAAAAAACAUUUUUUCAGGAAAUCAUAGCCGGUAUGUUGGACCUGGACCAUAAGGUAUGGCGUCGACCAGAAAAAGAAACCCAAGACUCGUUGAAACAGAAAAGAGAUGCCUUCCGGGAACGAUGGGCAGCCUUCGACUGGACUGAAAUGGCCAGGAAACGGGUCAACGACGAAGGAACCAGUGCUGAAUAG
Molecule: messenger RNA, 6340 nt
Organism: Bursaphelenchus okinawaensis
Lineage: Eukaryota; Metazoa; Nematoda; Chromadorea; Rhabditida; Aphelenchoididae
Source: the annotation of a GenBank genome assembly